AUGUCCCGACCAAGGAAAGCCGACAAUCUUCCUCCACAAGCCACUUCGGAUUGUCGCGCCCGUAAUGACGCCAAGAAUAGCUACAAAAUUGCUCACAUGCACCACGCAAUCACCGCCAUCCAUGAUACUCGUCACACUCCAGAACAACAACUUCGGUCUCGCCCGCGCUACUACUACGACUCCAAAGCACCCUUCUUUGAGCCGAGUACUCCUUUGAACGAACCGCCUUUGGUCGCCAUGGAGCCCCUUUUUUAUUACUCGUUGACAGCAUCAACCAGCGCCUACGACGACGGGAAAUUUCUCCACGACGACGACGCAAAAUUCGCUUGCAAAAACGAUAUCAGCCUCGGCAACAAUCUACCUUUAGUCGACGAUGACCGCGGAAAGCCGACAACCAUCGCAUGCAAGGAGCUAUAUUUGGUCGACGACGCCUACGACAGCGCCUCUUUGAUCGACGACACCGUGGAGCUCAUUUUACGCAGCUACAAUAAUGACAAAUAA
Seminavis robusta is the source of this 501-nucleotide messenger RNA. The record is from the annotation of a GenBank genome assembly. Lineage: Eukaryota; Bacillariophyta; Bacillariophyceae; Naviculales; Naviculaceae.